AUGCAACGUUAUGUACAGCAUCCGACUUCUAUUGCCGACGUUCUCCGGAAUCUCCACGAUACGGAGGAAUCCUUUUUUCAUGCAGCGAACUAUUUGAUUGCCCAAGCUACGAUCUGCACCCCUGUUCGGGACGAGACCACUCUUGCUAUCCUCCAGCCUUUCCGUGAUUCGGCUAUAGAUUCCCUAUAUCCAGUCGUCUGUGCUUGGAGGAACUUCUCGUUGUUCACGUGUUUCCUCUCAGAUCUUUCCUCCUCCUCACACUUAUCUGCAGCGACGAUUGCUCAAAUCGCAAGGGAAAAUUCCCCGUUGCUUGAAGCAGCCAUUGUCAACGUUGAGGCUACAUUAGCGGCCGAGCUACGAAGGACCUCACGCAGAGACUCGCUCUUCCAAUGGCUUACUUGGUCGGCGUCGAUGCGGUUAGCCCCGUUGGAUGACUUGCCCCACCUGAUAUCUGCCCUCCGCCGUUAUUGUCAGGAGACUAUGCUACGUCUCAAUGAUAUCGAACACUUUAGUUUCUGUUUGGAAGACCUUUUCAGCGACAACGAGCGUGCAGUAGCUUUUAAGAAACACGAAGAGACAUUCAAAGGUCUACUUAAUCUGGCGAAAUUUGCGGGGGCAAGCAGGGGCAAGCCGUCAGGAUACCUAUUUACACCCAUUUAA
Messenger RNA from Desarmillaria tabescens, 660 nucleotides. RefSeq lists its product as uncharacterized. NCBI's taxonomy places the organism in Eukaryota, Fungi, Basidiomycota, Agaricomycetes, Agaricales, Physalacriaceae. Bases 1 to 660 code for a protein of 219 amino acids. The record is from RefSeq and is a predicted model, not a curated record. The transcript has a single exon.